Molecule: messenger RNA, 351 nt
Organism: Telopea speciosissima
Lineage: Eukaryota; Viridiplantae; Streptophyta; Magnoliopsida; Proteales; Proteaceae
Product: protein FAM98B-like
Exons: 2
Source: RefSeq, a predicted model, not a curated record
UGGGGAGGUGGUGGCGGUGGCGGUGGCGGUGGAGGAGGAGGUGGAGGAGGAGGAGGAGGUGGUGGUGGUGGUGGUGGAGGUGGAGGUGGAGGUGGAGGUGGUUGGGGUUGGGGAGGUAGUGGUGGUGGUGGCGGUGGCGGUGGCGAAGGGAAGAAGGAUUACAAGAUAGGAGAGUACGCAGAGUGCAUGGGGAGAUCAGGAAGGUGCAAAGGCAUGAGAUUGGAGUGCCCUCUCCACUGUGGUGGGCCUUGCUUCUACGAUUGCAACCACAUGUGCCAAGCUCAUUGCCGUCGUCGCCGUCCAACCCUCCACUCCAACAUCAACACUACUACUACUACUACUACCCCAUAA